GCUUUUCCUUCUGGUCAACAUAUGAUCUAAUGUUUAUCAACUUAAUGAUUACUAAGCAUGACAAGGGGUCUCAUUUUGAUUGUUUUAAGCAAUAAAUAAAUGAUGUUCACUGUUAUUGAAAUGCCGUUUUAAUUUCUUAUUAAAAUUUAGAACUUUUAUUUAUUUUUUAUGUUCUAUAGAAGUUCUGUAUAACUUUUCUAACUAUUCAUUUUUAAAACAAGGUUAUAUCUCUUUGUGAAUGCAUUGUAGCUUUAAUCUAUUUCAAAAUUACUUACCUCCAUACAAAGACGUUCCAAAUAAUUUUAAUAUUUGAAUUCCUUAUUUUUUAUAUCAUUAAAUCAACAAUCAUUUAUGGAAGGGAUUCCAGUUAAGAUUAGUGAGAAAUAUAAACCACCCAGAAGGAUAGCAUUACCUGCUAGUGUCCAAAACAAAUUGAAUACUGUUAUACAGUUUGAAAAGUAUGACUUUGGACUGGAACGGUUUGUUCUGGAGCAAAUGACCAAACUCAAAGAGCAGCAAAAAUUAAUGGAUGCUAAACCAGUUAAUACUUCGAAUUCAGAAGAAAAAAAUGUAUCUUUAAAUCAGAAUAACAUAGAAAGUAUACUCAAACCUGUACCUCUUAAGCCACAUAUCGGUAGUGUCUCUAAUCCACAGCAGGUUGUUGGUGGCUUCAACAUUUCAGAUUUCGAAAAUGACACGUCUAGCCCAUUUGAUUCUGUAGAACUGAAGACAAUAAAUGAAAUGGAAGUUCUGGCUCACGUUUUAGGAGGUACAUCAGUCAAUACUUCAGAAAUUAGAAAUUGGACAUCUAAUGAAAAUGGAAGCAAUACUCAAAAUUGGGCUUGGGGAUAUGGCAGUCCAACUUAUCCUCUCCAUCCAUCACAACAUCCUACUUCAAUAGAAAAUGAAUCGCCUGGAAAAAAAAAUUCUGAAAAUGAAGAUAAUGACAUUUCAAUCAUCAUGAACAAUUUAAAAAAACGCAUCGAGGAAAGAUAUACCUCUUUAGACCCAAGGAAAUUAUCCAAUUCUGGUCUCUCAAUAGCUGCAGGAGGCACUGAAGAAAAUAAACCAGAUAAGAAGAAAGAAACACUUGCUAAUCCAUUUUCAAAUUUAACACCAGCAUGCCAAGCUGUUGCCGAAAGGAUAGCUGAAAUGGGAUUUCCUCUUUCUCGAGCUGCUAGAGCUACUGAAAUGUUUGGACCAAAUGAAGCAAAGGUUAUAGAAUUCAUGUUAGAAGUUCAAUCUUUAGAAGAAAGUGGAUAUCCCGGAGAAAGAGUUGAAAGAGCACUGAUCGCUUGCGAAUUCUCGAGAGAGGACGCUUUGAGGUUUCUCGAAAGAACAUCUCAAAUAAUGAAACUUGGAUUCCCUGAAGAAGAAGUCAUCUCUGCCUUAAUUAAAUCUGAAUUUGAUCGGGAUAAGGCCCUAGAUUCACUCAUAUCUUAGCCCUCUCGGCUCAGCUGCUACUGGGUGCCCCCCGUAAUAUGAAUUCUAUAGAAAAAUUCUGAUAAAACAAUUUUUCAAUGUGAUAUUGUGAAAGUAUUGUGCUUAUUAUAUAUUUUAAUUAAUUUAAAUGUAUUUUUAUUUAGAAUUCAAACAACACAAAUAUUAAGUUAUUUGAGUGGUGUAUCAAAUUGAUUUCUGCUAAAAAAAAAUUACCUAUUUCAUUUAUAUGUUUGUGAAUGUUCAAAUUAAAAUAACUGUUUUAUAUAUGAAGAAACACGGAGGGAAAUGAUCGAUUUCAAUUUUUUAUAAAAUGUUGGCUUGUUUCCACAAGAAUUGAUUUAAAUAAAAAAAUAACACUGUGCCCAAAAAUGAAACUUGUGAUGGGAAAGACUGAGAUUCUUGUCAUGAUGGAGACUAAAUGUCAAUUUCAAAGUUAAAACCCAGUUUUGAACAGUAUACAAAUAUAUUUUAUUAUAGACCUGAUUUUGUUUCUCAUUCAAGACUGCUUAAAAUCCAUUCUGCUUCCUCGAUACCGAAGGUUUGGAAACAUAAUUUUAAGUUAAUAGUUUCAAAAAUGGAAUUAACAAAUAAAAUUUAAAAGUUGACAUUGAUCGUAAUACCUUACACUUAAUCUGUUAAAUUAAAAUUAUACAUUAUAUCCAAAAAACCAAUACAAUAGAAAAUUUUAUUUUUGGACUUUCUUGCCAAAUAAUUUUAAAAUUAUUUAUAGAAUGAACAUGAUUGUUAGGUGUUUGCAUUACUAUUUUAAUUGAGAAUAUAAGUUCUUAGGAAUUUUCAAUGGUAUAAAAAAAAUUGUAAUCUUUGCUGAAAUGAGUUCACCAAGCUGUGGCUCACGCUUGCAUGGUAUUAGAAAUGCUUUCUUUUCUUUGUAUAAUUUUUCUCUUUUAGAAUAUAUAUGUCUAAAAUUAUAUUUUUACUGUUGCUGUAGCUUUCAUAUUCAUUUUUGGAUUAUUGAGCUUAAAAUUUAAAUGGAUUAUUCAAAAUUUCGUAAGUCAGUGUCUAAAUGUUUUAAUCAACAAUAGUUAAUAGUUCUAUUGGUUGAAUGUAUUAUAUUAAAUUAAUUUCUGUUUCCCAUCCUCGUGAUAUCAAACAAAUACUUUUUGUGUGGUGUUUUGGCAGAUAUUUGUGAAAUUCUACUCUUACACUGUUACUAUGAAUGUGAUCUAAUCUUUGCUUAUUUAUCUAGAAUGUGUAUUUAUACAUAUUAUGUAUGUACAUAUACACAUGCGUAAACACACACAUAUAUUUAUAUUUACAUGAGUGUGCUCUUGAAUACAGGUAGAUUUAUAAAUUAUUUAUUGUUAAUUUGUUAAAAUAAAACUGCGUCCGCAUUUUUCGUUUUAUUUGAUCCUCAUGAUCCAUUGAAAACUGUUGAUUAUUUGAACAUAUACUAAAAGAUGAGUUCGAAGGAAGCUG
This is a messenger RNA of Nezara viridula (southern green stink bug), 2880 nucleotides long. The record is from the annotation of a GenBank genome assembly. NCBI's taxonomy places the organism in Eukaryota, Metazoa, Arthropoda, Insecta, Hemiptera, Pentatomidae.